AUGAGGACAUCACACCUUGCUGACGAUGAUUCUCGCACACCAGCAACCGAAACAUCCCCGUUGCUGGGAGCUCGAGCGGUGAAUGACUCGUUAAACGGCCCUUCAACUGCAGGGGUAGGAGCUGGCAAUGGACAGCCGAAGCCAGAUGAGGAGACAGCCGGUGGCAAUGGGAUUGAUGAUGCGAGAAUUGCUCAAUUCAAAGGCGUUCCGGAGUUGCAGAAGCGACUCAAGUACAUCGUACCGGCAAUUACUAUCGGAGUCUUCCUUUCCUCCGCUGAUCAAACCAUUAUCGUUGCAAGCUACGGCAAGAUUGGCAGUGACCUCAAUGCUCUCAAUUUGACUAGCUGGAUCGCUACUUCAUACUUCCUAUCCUUGACCGCCUUUCAACCGCUAUAUGGCCGCCUCAGUGACAUAUUCGGAAGAAAAGCAUGUUUAUUGUUUGGAUAUACGAUAUUUGGCACUGGGUGUGUCUUGUGCGGAUUGGCUCAGAACAUUAAGCAAUUGAUCGCUGCACGGGUGUUCCAGGGAAUUGGAGGAGGAGGUUUAUCGACUGUUGUUAGCAUUAUCAUGAGUGACAUUGUUCCAUUGAGAGACCGUGGUGUAUGGCAGGGUGUCAUCAAUAUCGUUUGGUCCGCUGGAUCUGGCCUUGGAGCGCCCCUAGGUGGAUUUCUAGCAGAUACUAUCGGGUGGCGCUGGGCUUUCCUUGCCCAAGGACCAUGCUGUUUACUUGCAUUCAUCGUUGUAGGACUUACUCUAAAGAUGCCGACAACUGAUCAAUCAAACUGGAAAGAGAAGCUAAAACGGGUUGAUUUCCUUGGAGCGUUCGUUCUCGUUAUUGCCGUGUUUGGGCUCAUCCUCGGUUUAGACAGGGGAGGGAACGUCUCUUGGACCAUGCCUUUAACCAUCAUCUCGCUGUCUAUAUCUGUGGUGGCAUUCAUUCUAUUUAUGGCAAUCGAGGCACGAUUCGCCGUCGCUCCAUUUGCUCCCCUCCACAUCACCUUUGGCCGUGAUCUAGUUGCAUGCUACCUAACCAACUUCUUUAGUUUUGGUGGAUGGCUCGCUGCCAUCUUCUAUAUCCCGCUAUUCUUCCAGGCUAGUGACGGUAGCUCUGCUGCUAGUGCUGGGAUUAAGCUUCUGCCCUCCAUCCUGCUCGGAGUGUCUGGUUCACUAUUCGGAGGUUGGCUUAUGAAGAAGACCGGCAAGUAUUACUGGAUCACAUUCUACUCAUAUGCUCUAUUGGUUGCCGGCCUUGUCGUGAUUACCCUGUUCUCCGGCGUCAUAACCAAGAGUACCCCGUUGAUCAUCAUCGGAAUGACUAUGUGCGCAUUUGGAAAUGGCAUUGGAGUUACAACGACACUUAUUGCAUUAAUUGCAAAUGCUUCCCCUGAGGACCAAGCUGUUGCUACAGCCUGUUCAUAUCUAUAUCGCUCUCUAGGGUCAGUCAUCACGAUAUCGUUAUCCGCCAGUAUUGUACAGCAAUUCCUCAGGAGCUCCCUACGGUCUGCACUGAAGGGCAAUAAGAACAUCGAUGAAAUUGUGGACGGAGUCAGGCAGAGUCUUGAUUAUAUCAAACACCUUGACCCACACUUGAGGGAAGUGGUUCGAGAUUGCUACGGCCGCUCCACGACCACGGCGUUUGGUUUUAUGACCAUCCUCGUUUUCCUGGCGUUUAUCAGCGCUGUGUUUAUCCGAGAACAAAAGUUAAGCGCAUAA
Molecule: messenger RNA, 1713 nt
Organism: Nannizzia gypsea CBS 118893
Lineage: Eukaryota; Fungi; Ascomycota; Eurotiomycetes; Onygenales; Arthrodermataceae
Product: multidrug resistance protein fnx1
Exons: 6
Coding region: 1-1713 (570 amino acids)
Biological process (GO): transmembrane transport; basic amino acid transport
Cellular component (GO): fungal-type vacuole membrane
Molecular function (GO): basic amino acid transmembrane transporter activity
Source: RefSeq, a predicted model, not a curated record